AGUAAAAUUGGUUAGUGUUUGGGGUCUGUGGUAGUAUCAUAGUGUAUCUAGCUAAUUGAAUUAUCAUACCCUACUAGGCCGAUGGUUUGUGAGUUCAGUGCAAUAACUGAUUGGUGCUGUUCUGCCUUCUAACGUCAUCCUAAAGUAAUCAUUUUUUUUUAUCUGGCUGACCUUCCGUGUUGUUUGGAACUCUUCCGCAUUCGUCACAGUCAAAAUCCAGCUCACGACUGUAAACAUACGCCUAGUUAGCUGGUCGUGAACCUUAAACGGAGAAGAAUUUAAAUUUCCAAGAUCGAGAUUAAGGUAUUUCCGUCGCUGACCAUGAAGUUUAUGUAUAAAGAAGAACACUCUUUUGAGAAGAGACGAUCGGAGGGCGAAAAAAUAAGGAAGAAGUAUCCAGACAGAGUGCCAGUGAUUGUGGAGAAAGCUCCUAAGGCCAGGAUCGGGGAUCUUGACAAAAAGAAGUAUCUUGUACCGUCAGACCUAACAGUGGGACAGUUCUACUUCCUGAUCAGGAAAAGAAUUCACCUUAGGGCUGAGGAUGCCCUUUUCUUCUUCGUCAACAAUGUCAUUCCUCCAACAUCCGCAACCAUGGGGCAACUCUAUCAGGAGCAUCACGAAGAGGACUUUUUCCUCUAUAUUGCAUAUAGUGAUGAAAGUGUCUAUGGAGGAGACCAUACAAGAGACAUGUAACUAAGGCAGCAUCAUCAAUUACCAUGCCAAUAAAAACAAGGACAUAAAAAAGAUGCAUAAUGAGUCAUAUACAUAUAUGCAUAUUAUGAUCUCCCAAUGCCUCUAUCUACUUUUAGCUACUUUAUCUUUGUUCUAUAGCUGGGUAUUUUAAUUGCAGCCUUUGGCACCUGCACAUUUUAGAGUGUUACAGUCUGUUGUCUUCUGUUACACAUUAAUCUCGCAUUUGUUCAUCCCAGACCUGGCUAGCUUUGGAAGGAUUAUAUCUGCAUACACUAAUAAGGAAUAUAUUAAAACUUUGCUGUCAU
This is a messenger RNA of Clupea harengus (Atlantic herring), 998 nucleotides long. Its product is annotated as gamma-aminobutyric acid receptor-associated protein. Lineage: Eukaryota; Metazoa; Chordata; Actinopteri; Clupeiformes; Clupeidae. The record is from RefSeq and is a predicted model, not a curated record.